This is a messenger RNA of Daphnia magna, 549 nucleotides long. RefSeq lists its product as uncharacterized. The transcript is spliced from 2 exons. The record is from RefSeq and is a predicted model, not a curated record. Bases 1 to 549 code for a protein of 182 amino acids. NCBI's taxonomy places the organism in Eukaryota, Metazoa, Arthropoda, Branchiopoda, Diplostraca, Daphniidae.
AUGUCGGGCCAGUACAACGGGCUGCAGGCUCGCAUCAAAGUGGUUAAUGAAAAAGCGGAAUAUGUGCCGUGUGGUGGACAUUCUCUCAAUUUGAUUGCUUCUCCGCAUCGAUGGAAUAUUUUGUUUAAAGCCCUUGGAGGUAAAGUGGUUCUUAAGAGACUAAUUGAUGUACGAUGGUCAGCUCAUGCUGAUGCAGUAAGAGCUCUUGAUAGUGGCUAUAAUGACAUCCAAUCUGCUUUAAACCUAAUAGCAAAUGACAAAGAAGAGGAUCCAAAAACGAUCAAUGAAGCCAAGUCACUUUCUUCUAAAAUGGAUAAACUCGAAUAUGUUAUUUUGACUUCAAUUUGGAACCGCAUUCUCUCAAGAUUCAACAUGGUAAGCAAGACUUUACAAUCCGAGGACGUAAAUUUAUCCGAUAUAGUGUCGCUUAUGAAUUCCUGGAAAACUUUUAUUCAAUCGGUGAGAGACGACUUCGAUGAUUGUAUUGAGAAGGCUAAAGAAAAAAGGCCCCUGGCUGAAUACAGUUUUACCACUAAACGAGCGAAGUAG